This is a messenger RNA of Achroia grisella, 3434 nucleotides long. RefSeq names its product anaphase-promoting complex subunit 5 (gene ida). Gene Ontology annotation, cellular component: anaphase-promoting complex. The record is from RefSeq and is a predicted model, not a curated record. Gene Ontology annotation, biological process: protein K11-linked ubiquitination; anaphase-promoting complex-dependent catabolic process; positive regulation of mitotic metaphase/anaphase transition. The transcript is spliced from 14 exons. NCBI's taxonomy places the organism in Eukaryota, Metazoa, Arthropoda, Insecta, Lepidoptera, Pyralidae. Gene Ontology annotation, molecular function: protein binding. The coding region runs from base 260 to 2587 and encodes 775 amino acids.
AGUGUUUUUGUUUAUGGUCAAAAUUUGAGGGGAACCCAAAAUGGUUGUCUGGCAAUACUGAAAAGAGUUGCUAUUGUCGACAAAAAAUGAAUUCAGUUUCAGAAAUAAAAUUUCAAAUUACGGAAUUAAAUAUAUCAAACAUAAAAAAUGAAGUACUUAUAAAAUUUAAGUAGUAUCUAUUAUAAGUUUACCUCUGAAAAAUAUUUUGUUUCCACAAAUAUCUAUAAAUUCUGUAUAUAAGAAAGUAUCUUCAGCAGCCAUGGAUAUUGGUGGUGAAGGCUUAGAUUUUGUUAAAUUAAUCAAUGUGAAAGGCAAUGUUGAAAACAUUACCCCUCAUAAAAUUGCUGUUGUUGCUUUCAUUAGAGAGUAUGGUUUACUGAAAAUAGAAGCUAAAGAAAUGAUUGAUUGUGCUAUGGCUCCUAAAUACAGAAAAGAUUUUUGUUUAUUAGCUCUAAAACUUAUACAGUGUCCUGAUAUGGAAUUCAAAGAGUUAGAAGCUCUUCUAACAGAUGGUCGAUACAACCUUUUGAGUGUCCAUUUGCAGAACUUUUGUGUUCGCUUGCAAAGUAUAUAUGCCAAUGGCAUUAAUGCUCUUAUGGAUUGUGUCACUUCAACUAUAGACAAACUUAUGAUAGAACAAAGUGAAACUAAUCUCUGUAUUAUAACAAGAUGCAGUGUACUAGGAUUUUAUUUGAGACGAAUAAUGGUGCAUUUAGACAAAUUGACUUUUGUUCAAAUUAUUUCUUUGUACAAGUCAUUUUGUAUAUAUUAUCAAAAAGGGAGGCCAGGUUUGAUGAUGAGAUCAUUAAGCAAAGAGAAAUUGAAUAAUAUGGAACCACAUACUACGGCCACUUCUCCAACACUGCCUGAUGAGUCCAGGCCCCAUGAGUCAUCAAUAAGAAUGAACUUAGUGGAUAGAGAUAACAGCUUUGAAGAAGCUCAGUGGUCUAGGAAACAAGCUGAAUUGUUCACAGCACAACAAGCCAAUUUACUUCAAAUUAAUGAGAGAAAGGCAUUACCACCGAAACAAUUGCAAAAAACCAUAAUACAAAUCAUAAAUGAUAUACCGGAAUAUCCUGACAUUCAUUUUCUUAGUUUUCUAAACUGCAUUCGUAUGAAAGAGUUUUGCGGUGCACAAGAUUCCCUCUACAAUUGUUUUGAUCGCACUGUAUUUAAUGUCACUACAAACAAUAACAACGCCAACAACAACAACAAUAACAACUCGUCGUGUAAUGACAGAAACAAAAACUUUCGUUACGCAGCUCUGAAUAGGGCUGCUAUGCAUACGCAGUUUGGGCAUAAGAGCGUGGCGAUGGAGGCGGUCCGCGAGGCGCUGGGCGCGGCGCAGGCGGCGGCGGACGGCGCGGCGCUGGCGCACGCGGCGGCGUGGGGCGCGCGGGCGGGGGGCCGCGCGCGCCGCGCCGCGCUGCUCGCCCGCGUGCCGCGCGCGCCGCGCCAAGCCGCCGCCGCCGCGCAGCUCAUGGCCCAGCACGCCGCCGUCAACGGCACCAAGCCCGCGGAGGUGUUCCAGAUCAUAACGAAAGGAGACACUAUUAACUACUUACAUUCAAUGACGGAUCUCACGAUGGCGGGUUUGGCGAACACGGCCGCUCUGUGGUCUUUAUAUGGAAAGACUGAAAUGGCAUCCAUUAACUGUCAGUUACUCCUUAAUUUAAACACCAAGUGCGUGGUGGGCAACAGUAGCGCGUGGCACUGGACGGAGGCGUCGUCGACGGCGGCGGCGGGCGUGGCGUGCGCGGCGGCGGCGCGCGGCGCGGGCCCGGCCGCGGCCGCGCUGCCCGCGCUGGCUCGCUGCCACCACCUGCUCGCCGUCUCCACGCACGCGCAGGCAUCCUUCGCGCUAUUAGCCGGUAAAUGGGAGGAAGCCGACCAAUGUAUAAGACAACUAGCAUCUUAUGACCGAUGGGAGAGUCAACUACUAAAAUCUGAAAUGUAUUUUCUAAAGGGAGAUGCCACAGAGGCGCUACAGUCUCUUCAUGAUGUUUUGGAUUUUUGCAAAACCGAGGACGAUAGCUUGCAUUAUGUAUCACUAAGAUUAAAAGCUAUGAUAUUAAUGUCUCAAGUACAACAUACAGUCAGUAGUGUACAAUCGACAAAUAUUAUGAUACUCAAUGAAGUUUUAUCGAUAGCAAAAAAAUACCACUUAAUUUAUUUAGCUGCAACUGCCGAAAUGCACAUAGCAAAUGUACAAUUAAAUAUGGGUUACGCUAAAAAUGCUUUGACCCUUGUGAGAAAAGUUUUACCUACGGUUAUGGCCCAUGGAAGUGCGUACGAUAUGGCAAGAGCGUUGCUGCUGUAUACAAAGUGUCGAAUCGCAUCAGCGCCCGUGGCAGGCGAGAGCCGCAUUCAUGUUCUUCAGUCUUGUUGUGAUGCUUUAGAGUCAGUUAAAAAGAAUUUUGCGAAAGUUGGCGCACAUGCCCGCUUACUACAAACGUGGUACUUACAGGCGCAGAUAUACAAUGACAUAGGAAAUCAUGGAGCAAGGAAUCAAUGUGCUUGGAUGUAUAGGCAAUUAGAAACAGAAAACCCAAUAGAACUUUCAAAUAUGUUGCUUAUAAUGUAUUAAUAUUUUAUAAUGUACUGUGUUUUAUUUCAUUAUAAGUACCAAAGACUAAUAAUCGUCUGUUAUUUAAACUAGGAUAACCUAUGAAGUAAAAAACGAAACUACAAGACGUGCCUGUAUAUAACGACAGACUCAAUCCUAAGCUCAAUUUACAAAUAUCCGUUUCUUAAAUUGACUUAAACUUUAUUGCUAUGGAGAUCAUCUUAACUAAAGUAAUAAUGACAUUGAUAUAUGGUUAGUAAUGGAAGAAGGAAUCGUGUCAUUCAAUUUGAUGUUAACAUCAAAUUUAAUGACACAUCUUAUAUAAUAUCUACGUACAUAUCAUAGUUUAUUGCCUGAUCCUGUAACAUCAAAAUAGUAGCAAAAUUUGUUUUUUCUAUAGAGUAUAGUUAAGACUAGGAUCAAGGUAUGAUAGGAACGGCAUUACAAUUUAGUAUGUGUCAAAAUAAAGAGUAUUUUUUUAUUGGUGAAAUUCAAAAUUGAAUCUGUCGUCGACCGACAGAUACAAUUUUAAAUUCGAUCGAUAUAGUCGGUCGACGUUGAACUCGCCUGUGGCACUAUGUUUUUCUAACGUCUUUUUGUAACUACAAUUGCUAAUAACAAACAAGCACAACAAAACUUAUUACAUUAACAUAUCGUAAAUUGUUAACAGAUUUUGAUGAAGACAAAAAUAUAUAAGUUGUUAAUUUCGGAAUAAUUUUCUUUUAAUCUGAUGGAAAACAAAUUAUUCCGCACAAGAUUUAUUCUGUAUUGUAUUCAUGUAGAGUUUUGUAGCUUUACUGUCUUGAAGUACAAACCCAAAAUUGUUUUAUUUCUGGUUACUUUCAUGUGAUUCAUGGCGUCUACAUCC